AUGAUCAAGUGCUUGCUUCUCUUCGUGCUGUUGCUCAGUGCAAUUGCUGAUAGUGACGCUCUACUGGCUUUCGCAGCCAGCACGCCGCCCGAUGGCACCCCGUCCGACCAAGAUCAGACUAUAGAGUCGAAGGUGCGCGACGAACGGGCGCUUCACGCGAGUAGAGACACGACUGCUGCGGCUGGCGAAGAAAGAGCAUUGGUGUUGUUGCCUGUGGUGAAGGAGAGUUUCAAGUCUGGUUUGGAGAAGAGUUGGGUUGCUUGGACGGCGAAGAAGCUUGCUGUGUGGAAAAAGGUGGAGUCCGUUCCGAGCGAGAUGAAGGCCGCUCAGAUGAAGAAGAAUGAAGAGUAUUGGAAGCGGACAGCGGCUGCUCGGGCGGAGAUGGCGGAGGAGGCUACAAGGAGGGUGGAGGCCGCCAAAAUGGAGGAGGAGAAGAAAGAACAAAUGGAGAUGAAGGCUUACUGGGAGAAACGUUGGGAUCACUGGGAGUGGGUUAAGGACACCUGGAGAACGAGGCGUGCGGACUAUGAUGGUCCGGGUGCCGCCCAGAGAAAGGAUAUGGAGGCUGAGCUAAGGGAGUAUGAACAGUAUCUGGAGGAGGUCCAAGAUGCGAGGACAAAGGGACAAGCUGCUUGGAGAGAGAAAGAAGCCGCUUGGGAGCAGAAAGAAGCCACCUGGAGAAAGCAACACCCCAAUAGUGAGGCAAAGUCUGUCUUGAGAGAGAUUUCAGAGUUUCGUUGGAGGAGAGCAACACGUGCUUGGGAGAAGGAGGAGGCAGCUUUGAACAAGGAAGUGGGCGAGUGGAAGGACCAUGUGAAAGCGUCGAAGUACGCGUUAGCUAAGGCGGAGAUUGCGGCGUAUCUACCAGAUUUCGCAGCAAUGGAAAAGGAAAACUAUGGCUUGAUUCAUUACCAAGACCUACUUGAUCUCGACCCGAAGAUCGUGAAAGACCUCGACAAAGUUACUCACGAAAACCUGUUCGCUUUUAAGCCGGACUACAGAAGGUAUUUGUAUUUCACAAAAUACCACGGAGUGGGAACCGAGCGGCUGCUGGUAUGGCUCAAAGAACUGUUCGCCCCGAAGAAGACGAGUGCGGACGUCGGCGAUACUGCAGUCGGGCAACCGAGUGUCUGA
Messenger RNA from Peronospora matthiolae, 1134 nucleotides. The record is from the annotation of a GenBank genome assembly. Lineage: Eukaryota; Oomycota; Peronosporomycetes; Peronosporales; Peronosporaceae.